CACAACCUCCAUUCGUUUCAAGGCCAAAGCACUCACGAAAAGAAGCGAAACACAACCACCAUGUCUUCAGAACCUCUCACCCUUAUCUCAGCAACCCCCUCCCCCUUUGCGCGCAUGAACCGCAUCGCUCUCCAAGUAAAAGGCAUCCCCUUCGAACUCCAAAACGAAAUCCCCUGGGAAUCAAAAACCCAAACCCCAAAAUACAACCCCCUAGAAAAACUCCCCAUCCUCGUCUUCCCCAAAAACGACCCUCGGCCCCCCGUCUACGAAAGCGCACACAUCCAAACCUACAUUGUCGAAAAGUACGCCGACAAGGGCCCAAAACUACUUCCCGGCGAUCUAGACGGGAACCUGAUGGCCAAGCAGAUCGUCGUGCUGAGUGUAGGAUGUAUGGAUGCCAUGGUGCUGAGCCGCUGGGAAUCAAGGCGCGAGAAGGAGCAGCAGAGUCAGAAGUGGAUUGAUCGGCAGAGCAGGAAGGUUGAUGGGGCGAUGUGGGCGUUUAAUGAUUAUGUUGAGGCUGCGCAGAAGGAUGGGAGAGAGUUCGUUGUGGGGGCUGAGUUGACGAUUGCGGAUAUUGCGAUUGUUUGUACGGUGGGGUUUAUUGAUUUUGGGGAGGUGAGGCCGGGGUGGAGGGAGCAGUACCCGAAGUUGGCGCACUACUUUGAUCAUCUAGAUGCUCGGAAAGAGUUCAAGGAGACGAGGCCAGUUAUGUUUGAUCUGACAGAGAAGGUUGUCUAGGUGCUGGUUAGCGGAGUGAUGAGUAUAACGUUGUUGCAACCUAGUUCAGGAAAACGUUCAUGUUUGUGCACAACGUGCCGAACAGCAUAUAUCCACC
Molecule: messenger RNA, 835 nt
Organism: Macroventuria anomochaeta
Lineage: Eukaryota; Fungi; Ascomycota; Dothideomycetes; Pleosporales; Didymellaceae
Product: glutathione S-transferase domain-containing protein
Exons: 1
Coding region: 61-738 (225 amino acids)
Biological process (GO): glutathione metabolic process
Molecular function (GO): glutathione transferase activity
Source: RefSeq, a predicted model, not a curated record